Colletotrichum fioriniae is the source of this 1224-nucleotide messenger RNA. The record is from RefSeq and is a predicted model, not a curated record. Lineage: Eukaryota; Fungi; Ascomycota; Sordariomycetes; Glomerellales; Glomerellaceae.
AUGCCUUUCAUCAGCGCAACCGCAGUCUUCCUCACGCUCGGCUUCCGUGCCCUAGCCGCUCCCGCCCCGGCCUCCGUCAUCCCGGAUGGCAUCAUCCCGGGCGAGUACAUCGUGUCCCUAAAACCGGGCCUCGCCCGCUCCCAAAUCGAAUCCCACCUCUCCCGCGCCGCCUCCGUGCACAACCGCCGCAGGCGCGACGCUCACACAAGCGGCAUCAGCAAGACCUUUUCCAUCGGCGCCUUCAACGCCUACGCGGGUUCCUUUGACGAGGCCACGCUCGCCGAGAUCCUCAGCGGCGACGUCGAGGGCGCCGUGGCUUCGGUCGAGCCGAACCGCCUCGUCGAGAUUGACGCCCUCGUCACGCAGGAUGCCGCGCCGUGGGGCCUAGCUAGCCUCUCGUCGCUGAAUCAAUUGUCAGGCUCGUCUGAUGGUCAGCCCUAUACCUACGAUGACUCUGCGGGCGAGGGCUCCUUUGCGUAUAUCCUCGACACGGGCGUGCAGGUGUACCACCCCGAUUUCGCGGGUCACGCUGUGAAGGGGUACACUUCGCAGCCCGACGAGGAGUUUGAUGACUUUGGCGGGCACGGCACGCACGUUGCUGGUACGAUUGGGUCGCAGACGUACGGAGUCGCGAAGAAGGCGACGGUUGUGGAUGUUAAAGUCCUUGCUGGGUUUGGCACCGGCAGCGUCGCAACGGUCCUCGACGGCUACAACUGGGCCGUCAACAACAUCACAGACACACCCGGUCGCCUCGCCAAGUCCGUCAUCAGCAUGAGUCUCGUAAGCACAACAGCCUCCGCCCUCGACGAGGCGGUCAACGCAGCCUACGACCUGGGUGUCCCGACCGUCGUAUCAGCCGGCAACCUGAACCAGGACGCCAGCCGGCGCUCGCCCGCGCGGGCGGCGCGCGCCUUCACGGUGGCGGCCGCGGAUUGGAACCGGACCCGGGCGUCCUUUUCCAAUUUUGGCAGCCUAGUCGAGGUGUUUGCGCCGGGCGUCGAGGUGCGCUCGCUCGGGCUCGACAACGGCACGACGGUGUACUCGGGUACCUCGCAGGCUGUCCCGCACGUCACGGGCCUAAUUGCGUACCUGAGGGGCAAAGAAGAGGGUUUGGCUACCCCGGACGAGGCGUUUGCGAGGGUGAGGGAGCUUGCUGUCGAGGGCGUGGUUCGGGAUCCUCAGGGUACUGCAAAUCUGCUUGCAUUCAACGGUGCUGUUUCCUGA